UUCCGCAGGUGAGAGCAUAAAUAAAUACCCCCACAACUACUUCUCGCGUUUCCAUCUCUCUCUCCUCUCUCUCUCUUAAGGUUUGGCAGAGCAGACCCAAACCUCAUCUUCCUCUUCUUCUUCUCUUUCUUCUGCAUUCGGGUACGGACUUCUUCAUUCGGGUACACAAACCCUAAUUUUCAGCUCCGAUCCAAUUAAGGCUGCCAAUUUCUGAUUCCGCUUCAGGACAAACUUCGAAGCAUUCAUGCCAUUCUUCUCCCUCUCGACCACCAUUUUUAUUUAAUCCUUCGCCAUUUCUCUGUUUCUGGUAUCGGAUUCCAAUGCGAGCACUGCAUCUUCUACAACAAGCUGGAAGUUCGGUUCAUUGUUUCUUAAUUUUGGGCUGAUUCGCGCAGUGUUGGAGAUUCGAUUCCCCUUUGCAGCCUUGUUUGAACGGUUUUGACAUUUUGGUUUUUCGAUUUUGGAUCUUCGAGGGAGGGGGUUUGAAAUAAGAUGUUAGGAGAGCUCGCCCGGGAAUCAGACGGGGAGCUAAGCUACGAAGCGGCGGUUAAUUCGAGUCAGAAUUCUAUGAGCAGUGAAAGUUGCAGCAGCUUUAGUCGCCUCUCGUUCGAUGCCGCGAUCGAUUUCCCGACCUCGCGAUCCUCGCCGGAGAGUCUCGAUUUGAAGCCUCACCGAUCGUCGGACUUUGCCUACUCCGCCAUUCGUCGCCGGAAAUCCAAGCUUACCUUCCGCGAUUUUCGGCUCCUCCGCCGAAUCGGCGCCGGUGACAUUGGCACCGUCUACCUGUGCCGGCUGCGGAACUCGAGCGACGGCUGCUACGACGACGAAGACGAUGAUCCGUGUCUGUACGCCAUGAAAGUGGUGGAUAAGGAGGCGCUGGAAUUGAAGAAGAAGGUGCAGAGGGCGGAAAUGGAGAGGAAAAUAUUGAAGAUGCUGGACCAUCCGUUUUUGCCUACUCUCUACGCUGAGUUUGAGGCGUCUCAUUUCUCCUGUAUCGUCAUGGAGUUCUGUUCCGGCGGCGACUUGCAUUCUCUCCGCCAUAAGCAGCCGCACAAACGCUUCUCUCUCAACUCCGCGAGGUUUUAUGCUGCUGAAGUUCUUGUUGCUUUAGAGUAUCUUCACAUGUUGGGAAUAAUCUACAGAGACCUAAAGCCGGAGAAUGUCCUCGUCCGAUCAGACGGCCACAUCAUGUUGUCGGACUUCGAUCUCUCUCUCUGCUCCGACGCCAUCCCGGCCGUUGAAUCGCCGGAAUCUUCCCCGAACCCGAAAUUCCAAGACGCGGCGGCGUACCCCAGAACCAGCACGGCCGCCGCCGCCACUACCCCGUUCUCCUGCCUCUACAACCGGCUUUUCCGGUCGCGCAAGGUCCAGACCCUGACUCCCAACUGGCUCUUCGUCGCCGAACCCGUCUCCGCCCGGUCCUGCUCCUUCGUCGGCACCCACGAGUACGUCUCGCCGGAAGUUGCCGCCGGCGGGUCCCACGGCAACGCCGUCGACUGGUGGGCCUUCGGGGUAUUUCUCUACGAACUGAUCUACGGCCGGACGCCGUUCGCGGCAUCAUCGAACGAGACGACGCUGCGUAACAUCAUAAAGAAGCCGUUGACGUUUCCGACCGCCGUAUCGUCCGGCACGCUUGAGCACCACGCGCGGGACCUCAUAUCCGGGUUGCUAAACAAGGACCCGACCCGGAGACUCGGGUCAAAGCGCGGGUCCGCCGACAUCAAGAAGCACCCUUUCUUCAAGAGCCUCAACUUCGCACUCAUACGGUCCCUCGCUCCUCCAGCGGUUCCCGGCGUACGGCGGCGGAAGCCGGCGCCGGCGUCCAAACCCAAGGACAAGAAGGCACACUCGACGGGAUUCGAUUACUUCUGAAUUAAUCAACGGCGGGAUCCAACGCCACGUGGCGCGCCCAGCUGCCGGAUUUGUCACUGGCAAAUGACAGUCAAAACGUGUAUAUUCGAUCUGCACCUAUUUUCCACCUCUCCGCGUCGACUUUGACGUAUGUUUAAGUGACCUCGUCGUGAUAUUAUAUUA
Momordica charantia (bitter melon) is the source of this 2034-nucleotide messenger RNA. It is a transcript of the gene PID, whose product is annotated as Protein kinase superfamily protein. The record is from RefSeq and is a predicted model, not a curated record. NCBI's taxonomy places the organism in Eukaryota, Viridiplantae, Streptophyta, Magnoliopsida, Cucurbitales, Cucurbitaceae. Gene Ontology annotation, molecular function: ATP binding; protein kinase activity. Gene Ontology annotation, biological process: protein phosphorylation.